UUCGUUUUGGAAUUGAUUCAACAGAAGAAGUUCACAUUAUUUUGGGAACAUUUGGGUGACUCCAUUCUAUGGAUUAAUCACUAAUCAUUGUAUCACACUUGUUUUGCUUGAUUAUACAUGUAAGAGGUACACCUGCAAGGAUCAUAAUGGACAUACGUCAAAUUCUGACUAACGGAAUUUAAGAGACGUUCGGAUCUUCCAAGACGAUGAUGGAUCUGAGAUCAUGGCGAGCGAUUUUUAUCAAUAUCCUUGCAACUUUCGUCAUGACAAAUGGGUUGGCAAAUAUAGCAGAUUUCACCUGCGAUUUCGAGGAGAAUGAUUGCGGGUUUACCGAGUACACGGUGGCGAGCGAUCUCGACUGGGUUUGGGGCCCCGCUUCUAACGGCAUCGGCCCUGGAGCAGACAACACAAUGGGGACAAUUGCAGGUCAUUAUCUGUACUUGGACACUAAGGCGCCAUCGACCUCCCUCAUCGCACGAAUAGGCUCGCCAUUCUUCGCAAUGACCACCGCGGCCAUGUGCGUCGAGCUCUCCGUGUUUUCAUCCUCGUGGUCAACGAUCACGCUCACAGGGUUUGCCAUUGCUCCGGAAUUUAAAUCGUUCAUGGAUUUGGGUAAAUUUGGCGGGAGCCGCGAAGGAUUGUGGAAGAAAGCAAUGCUGAAAAUACGACCUCAAGAUUUUAUAUUUCAGCUCAUUUUCGUAGCCCAGGUGACAAGCAAUGAAAAUGGGCAUAGCCUGGCAAUAGAUGAUAUUCGGGUCACUGAGGGUCCGUGUCCAGCACUCGAUACCUUCGAGUGUACAUUUGAGGACCAGAACAUCUGUGGUUUUAAACAUGACAUGACAGCUGACUUUGAUUUCAUCCGGCAAAACAUGGGCACGCUUACUUCAACUACAGGACCUACAAUGGACCACACCCUCAACAAUGCGAAUGGUUAUUACGUGCGGAUCGAAGCCAACAAAAAAGCUGUCGGGAGUUCGGCGAGACUCGUGUCCCCUGCCAUCCAAAGCACCCACUCAUUCACCGACCCAUCCUGUCUGAGAUUCUGGUACCAUUUGUAUGGCAAACACAUGGGAUACCUCAACGUGUAUGCGACGACCACGGAUACCAUCUCGACGUCGACUACGUUGUCGGAGGCUGCGAUGAUCUGGAGCUUGAAUGGGGAUCAGGGAGAUAGGUGGAAGAUGGCUGAGGUAGCCAUCGACAUGGCGAAUGAAUUUGUAAUAAUAUUCGAGGCUCUUCGAGGUGACGGAAAUAAAGGAGACGCUGCGAUCGACGAUGUACAGUUGAUACACUCUGCUGACUGCCCCAUACCUGAAGUCUCGACCCAACCCACGACGGACCGGACUACACUUUCUUCAACAACAACAACAACUACACCAGAGGUCGACAAAUCGACAACACAACAACCACCUUCCACAGGAAGUACUUCAGGAUCAGUACAACCAACGACACAACCAGACAUAACUUCGGCAAAGGUUUCGACUCAUCCCACUACAGCAAAAGUGGAGGAAACCAGAACAGUCAGUCAAGGAGUUAUACAGGAACAUACAACCAUCACAGAACGGACCACUUCUUCUCUUCCAAAAUCCACAUUCCCAGAGUCGGUUAAGUCUGAAGAUCCGUCUGAACGUACUACUGAUGUGGCGUCUACUCAUGAUGGACCUACGGCCGUAUCCACUUUUUCGAACACCAGCACUGCAACUGUUACUUUAACACGUCUACUGGAAACAACAAAUCCCAAAGAACAUACGACACUUCCCCCUUCUUCGAAGGUCAGCACUCCAGAAUCGGUUCAAUCAACCACGUCAUCUAGACAUACCACUAAAUAUAUGUUUCCUACUUUUAUGACGAGUUCUACCGCUCUUCCAACCUUAACCGGAACCAAAAGCCCUGCAUUGGUUAGCCCGACAAAUUUACGUGAACAUACUGCUCCAACAGAAGCUCAAUCUAGAUCUACUAUUUCAGAGAUCACCACCGCAGAAUCAGUGGUAUCGACAACUUCUUCUAUAAAGACCACUUCUAUGGCCACUUCUUCUUUUGAAGGUUCCACCACUACGCCCACCAUAGCAACUGCACCAAAGAGCAAUACCCCUGGAUCGGGGCGACCAACAACUCCACGUGUUUUUACAGCUCUCAUAGAACCUAGGACCACUCUAGCCACUGAUUCAAAGGUCAACACUUCGGAGUCUUUGAGGUCAACAGCUUCAUCUGACCAGACGGCCAAUGCAGCUUCUACUUCUAUCCAUGCACCUAUCGCCACCACCACUGUUCUAACGACAAUUAACCCUACAUCUGAGCCUCCAACACAUUCACAAGAAUCGGCGACUCCCAUUGAACCUAGGACUCUUGCCACUGUUUCUAAGGCCAACAACUCGAUGGAGACAACAGUUUCGACUGAGAAUGAUUUAACGGUCUCCACAGGAAAUACAUUAGCAACCAGCGAGUUAGGUUCAACUGGCACACAUACCUCUUCGGAUCCAUUCGAUUUGGAUACAUCAUCGAUUGAUACAUCAGGCAUCCCUUCCACCAUGACCCAACCAGAGAUGCCUGAGAAUGUUUCCACAAGUUCAGAGGGAACCCUGCGCACUCUUGUCUCAACCAGCAUCUCGAAAGCUAGUACCCUUCUUCCAGUCAACUCCUCCACAGCUCACACUCCAUCUGCUAAUGAAACCACUCUUGACCCGACAGCUGAGGCAACAACCCAUCUUGAAGUUUCUAGAACACAGUCCUCUGCAACACCUACAAAAGUAGUCUCGGAGGGACCAAGUAUUGGUAACGGGUCCUUCUUUCAGAACAAUAAGGUCGCAGUGAUAUCUUUUGGUGUUGUAUUAGGUGGCCUUUGUAUUGUAGCAACCGCAGCGUUAAUCACUCGGUUCGUGAAGUCCGACGGGACCGGUCUGUCCAUGAAACACAGAGGUCACAACCGUGUCGGUGCGUCAGAGGCCACCAAACUCCCGUCAAUGAAACCGUCGACCAAUACCCUGAUGAUGACAGGGAAGAUGUCAGGUCUGCCAUCUAUCGAAUCAGUAGAAAGGCACAAUAUUUAUAAUACUUGA
Strongylocentrotus purpuratus (purple sea urchin) is the source of this 3056-nucleotide messenger RNA. RefSeq names its product cell wall protein DAN4-like. Gene Ontology annotation, cellular component: membrane. The transcript is spliced from 9 exons. The record is from RefSeq and is a predicted model, not a curated record. Lineage: Eukaryota; Metazoa; Echinodermata; Echinoidea; Camarodonta; Strongylocentrotidae. Bases 207 to 3056 code for a protein of 949 amino acids.